Moesziomyces aphidis is the source of this 1797-nucleotide messenger RNA. Lineage: Eukaryota; Fungi; Basidiomycota; Ustilaginomycetes; Ustilaginales; Ustilaginaceae. The record is from the annotation of a GenBank genome assembly.
AUGCGAUCCAUGGCUUCAGCCGGGGCGCUGCUGGCGCUCUUGCACCUCGCUCCGAGCGGCGCUUGGGCCCAGAUCACCCCGCAGCAGGUCUAUCAACCUCCGCCAGCGUCGCGCGGCGCGGUCUCGCAGCAGUCCAAUCUCACAAACGGCGUGAAUCCACAGUACGCAGAUCUGCUCGGCAACGCUCUCUGGUUCUACGAUGCUCAGAGGAGCGGCGCGCUUCCCGCCGACAACCGCGUCUCCUGGAGGAACAGCAGCUGCGAGAAUGACGGAUCGCUCAACAACACUGAUCUCUCCGGAGGCUUUUACGACGCAGGCGACUACAUCAAGGCCACCUAUCCAUUCUGCUGGACACUCACCUCGCUGGCCUGGAGCGCCCUCAGCUUCGGCUCCGCAUACGAGAGGAGCUCGCAGGACGCCUACCUCGACUCGACGCUGCGCUGGGGCCUCGAUUGGCUCUCCAAAGCACACUCGGACGCAGACACGCUCUGGGUUCUUGUAGGCAAUCCGAGCACCGAUGAUCAGUACUGGGGCGGUGAUCAAGACAUUCCCGGUCCUCGUCCUUCCUACAGCGUCACGCGCCAGAACCCAGGCACAGAUGCCUUCGCUUCGUGUGCUGCAGCCUUUGCCGCAUCCGCAUAUCUGUACGGCGAGCGAGGCGCCUCGCUGCCCACCAGCACGGACGGCGCUCAGCUUGGAGGUGUGUCUACUAUCCACAACCGAACCUACUCGGAAGCGCUCCUCCGACACGCCGAAGGCCUCUGGGACCUGGCCGUCAACAGCUCGCCCAAGCAGGUCUACAACACCGCUGCACCCACCGCCGGUCAGAGCUAUCCCUCGAGCGACUACGAGGAUGACCUUGCCUUUGCAGGUCUGUGGAUGGCGCUGGCCAAGGCGGAUGCAAGCUACGCCAACCAGGGCCUCGUCUUCUAUCCCAAUGGCACCAACGCCUUUGCAAGCGUCAACUCUGCCCUCAACUGGGACCGCAAAGUCGCAGCACUGCCCGUGCUCGCCACCCAGCUGGCACAGCACAAUGCCUCGUUCGGUCUCCAGAUGAGCCGCUUCCAGAACGAUGCCGAGUCGUACUUUGAUCGUCUCACCUCGGGCAAGAUGCAGUACGUCAGCCAGACCAAAGGCGGUCUCUACUGGUGGGCAGGCGACAGUGACGCGGCCAGCUUGAACCCUGCCCUCAACGCCGCCUUCAUCGCCGAUCUCUACUCGGGCUUUGCCACCACGUCCGCAAAGAAUUCGGCAUACCGUUCGCUCGCCGACUCGCAGGUCGACUAUCUCCUCGGCGACAACAACUACAACGGCCCCUUCAUCGUCGGCCAGCAUCCCAACAGCCCGCAGAAUCCGCACUCGGCCAUGGCUGCGGGAGGCAACGACAUCACCAACAUCAACACCAGCCCGCCUCAGGAGCUGCACGUGCUCUACGGCGCAGUCCCCGGUGGGCCGGACAAACAGGACCGCUUCUUUGACAUUCGCGACGACUGGCCGCAGACCGAGAUCGCCCUCGACUACAAUGCGCCGCUGGUCGCUGCUGCCGUGUCGCGUAUUGCCAGGAACGUCACCAAGGACCCGCCCUUCGCCACUUUGACCGGCGCCGCCAACGUGGCCUCGGGCCGUCCCACCGAUGCCGCCUACCCGGCUCGCAAGAAGGGCGGCUUGAGCCAGGGAGCACAGAUCGCCAUCGCCGUCGUGGUCAUCGUCGUCGUCUUUGCGGCUGCAGGUGCCCUCAGUUGGUGGCAGCGUGACCGCAUCCGAUGGUACUACCGCCAGAAGAAGAUCGGCCUGUAG